AUGAAUUAUGCAAACCCAUUUUCAUUAACUUCUUAAACUAGUUUUUUAAGUCCCAAAGAAUAACGAAGUAGACUAACUAGUUUCCUAUCUUAAAACCACUCCAUUAGAUCAAAUAAAUCAGUAUCUCCCAAGAUGCAUUUUAUUCCACAAUAAAAAAUGCUGAGGACUGAACAAAUAUCCCCUAAAUCUCAAUUUGUCCCCAAGAAUGACAAUAAGCAAUAUCAAAAAAGGACUACUGGAAGAAUCAAAUAUGUUUCUGAGCACAGCUCCACUCCCUAUCUGUACAUUCAAAAAAAAAAGCAUGAAAUUCGCAUUCCCUUAUUACCAAAACUAUCUCCUGAACCAAAAAUUGAAAGUCCUAAGUUACCAUUCAUUAAUAUUAUGACUGAACCAACAAUUACAAUUGAAGAAUAAGGAGAAUAAGAAAGAAGUAACUUCGAAUAAAGAUUCGAAUUAAAUAAAGAUUAGCAAAUACUUUUAAAUAAAUCUAAUAAUUUACUAUAAGUCUCUUAAUUAUCAAAUAAUCAAGAUGAUCAAUUAUCAAACAGUAAGCUCUCAAUACGAACCAGAUUCAAAAAAGCGGUGUAAAAUUCCUUUCAUUCUCCAGCAAGGAAAGUAUAAUUUUAUAUAUUUAGUCUUUAUUUAAUGUAAUCAUAUCGCACGAAUUUAAUGUCCUGUAGGAAAUUGAGAGACCAUAAAUAUAAAAAAGAUUUGAACCAGGAAAUUAGAUUUUGGCAUUAAAGUUAUAAAUGAGGACUAUAAAAAACAUCAAAAAAAAAGAGAAAUACAUUAAGGAUGUUCAACUUAAAAAAGGAUUCGGGUCAAUUAACGUAGAGCAAUUUAAUGUCUCAACUAAAGCAUUUCAAAGAAAGAUUAAUCUUAUUCAUUAAACAUCCUCAAGAAGUCUUAUGCAUUAAGAAUAAUUCUCCUUGUUACCCAAAUCGUAAAGAAAAUCAAUAACUAGUGUUUGUUCAUAAACAUAAAAUAAUGUUUUGAUAGUUAGUUCCGAUAAACAUACAUAAUUUAUUAAGGAAAGGAGCAAAGAAAUAGAUAAAGUAAAAGAGUAUGAAAAGUCGAAAUUUAAUGUUACGAUUACUUAUGAAAAUGUAGAAAAAUUGACUUUCUAAUUCAAUAGACCUCAACGAUUGAAUUAAUUCAAGGACACAACUGAAGAAAUAACACCUCUUAAACCUCCUUAAUCACCCAGAUAAAUCGUCCCAUUAUCUUUGAUUUCUUCGAAGAACCUUCAAUCGAGUAGAAAACUUGAUUAAGUUUCAUCUUCAAGAAACUUGGGAGCUAAUCGAUUUUCUAGACUAUCUAUUCAAUCGAGUGUGUUCUCAGAGGAGGCAACCAAUAGUGCUGAUCUCAAAUUUGAUUUUAGUAAAGUAAAUACAUUUGUAAUUAAAUAAGCCGAAUCUAUAUGUUAGAGUUUACUAUUAAAAUAAAUUGUAUAAAAUGAUGCAGAAAACAAAUUAUACAAAAUAGAAUUUAUAGGAAAUAGAAGAGAAUUUUCUUCCUAAAGUAGCCCUCACCAGUAGUACAAUUUUAACAAAUAUUUAUACUGUCAUGUCUACCUCUGAACAAGGAAUUAGAUAAAGAAAAGUCACAAAUGAAAACCUAAAUGACAAGAUAUCGUUUUCAGGAAUCUAACUACCAAAAUAUAGUAUAGAAAAAGAAAAUACAAUUUUUAAAUAUGAUGAAUAUGGUAACGAGUCUGCAACUUUAUCAAGUGAGGAAUCUGAUGAUUCUGUCUCCUUAGAUAACUUUUUAGAGAGUCCAGCUAACAACAGUAAUAUAUUAUAUAAAAAAAAGCUUAGAACCAGUAAUAAGAAAGAAUAAAACUUUGAAGAGUGAAAAAGCUCUCAAAGAUCAAAAUUAACCUCAAGAGUAGACAUAAACAUAUUUUAUUAAAGAUGAUCCCAUUGAUGAAAAAUGUAUUAAUUUAAAGUUAUUUUAUAGAAUUAUCAACAGGAGCUUUGAUUUUGAUUAAAAAAAUACGAAUGGCCUUUUAAAUGCCUCUUCAUCUUUAACCAAUAAUCAGUGUGUUAGAAUAAUAAACAAAAAAUCAUCUUUUAGCCUAACAUGUAAAAAUGUGUGACCAUUUUGAAAUGGGAUUGUUGACAGAUAAGCAUUAGACAGUGUUUGAAAAAAUGAUAAUCUAUCAAAGAAGCUCAAUACUCAAUAAAGCAAUCUGUUGUGCUAUUGAAUUUAAAUUUCCCAAUAUUUUAGUUGGAAGGUAUAACUGCUAAACUAAAAUGAUUGAUGUUGAACAUCAAGAACCAGUUUCAAACACUGCAAUAUUAGAAGAAUAAGAAAGCAAAUAUGAGAAGCUUGAAAACUAAUAAUUAUUGCAAACCUAGAUAAGAAAUUCCAUGAGAAGACGUUCUAAAGAAUUGAAAGAAUCGAUCAAUAAAAGAUAAACGAUCAAUGCAAAAAAGUAGAUUUAAUAAGGAUUAACUAAAUAGGAUUCACUCUAGGUAACUCAACCAUAAUAAUGGAACAGAAGAGUUGUGUUAACAGGGGAGCUAACUAAUCCUCUUACAAUUACAAUUUAGUAAACUAAUUAGCAAAACUCAAAUCUUUUUACUUAAGCCUCAACUGUUCUAAUUACUAAACCUACUUUAGCAUCUUAAUAAUCUGUAUUUAGAGUAACUAGUUCUAAGCACAUAGAUCUUAACAGUCCAUAAUAAGAUCUUAGUUCAUCCUUUCAUUCAUCUUAAAAUGAGGAAUCUAGACGUUCGAGUAAAAUUGAGUAGAUCCAACAUCAACAAUCAUCCUAAACAUAAUAUACAUAACCUCCACAAUAGUAAGUUUCACAAUAAAAAAUGUAAAGUUAAUAAGAAGAUAGUUUUGAAAGUGUAUAAGAAUAAGAGGAUAAAUAUCAUCUUUUACAAGAAGGAAAGGUAUUGAUUUUAUAAUUAUUUAGAAUGCUUUAAGUAUGUACAUGAAUUCAUUAAGGAUGAGAACACAAAUUAAGGAAUCUUAACGAAGACAAAAACUAGAUACAAACUAACUAAUUAAAUUAGCUAUUUAUAAUAACAAUUUUGUAGAGGUAUCUUAUCUUCUAGUAUUUAGUUUAUGGAUAAUAUUCAAUUGAUUCCUGAAAUGUAAAUCGACGCUCCUUUAUAGGAUGGAAACACUUUUUUGAUUUUAGCUGCUUAAUGUGGUUGUAGAGAGAUUGUCCAUGAAUUAGUCAAAAGAGGAGCAGACAUCAACAUUUAAAAUGUAUUGUAUUACUAAGCAAGGAUGAUGGCAAUACAGCAGUUCAUCUAGCUCUGGCCCACGGACACUAUAAAAUUGCGGAUAUGCUCAUGGAAUCCGGGGGAAGCACUCAUAUUUUUAACAAACAUGGAUAAAAUGCCUGGAGUGUCCUGUGA
Messenger RNA from Paramecium octaurelia, 3377 nucleotides. NCBI's taxonomy places the organism in Eukaryota, Ciliophora, Oligohymenophorea, Peniculida, Parameciidae. The record is from the annotation of a GenBank genome assembly.